Talaromyces stipitatus ATCC 10500 is the source of this 474-nucleotide messenger RNA. RefSeq lists its product as uncharacterized. NCBI's taxonomy places the organism in Eukaryota, Fungi, Ascomycota, Eurotiomycetes, Eurotiales, Trichocomaceae. The record is from RefSeq and is a predicted model, not a curated record. Bases 1 to 474 code for a protein of 157 amino acids. The transcript is spliced from 2 exons.
AUGGGCGACGACUUUAGAGUUUUUGGGUCUCCUAUUAGCGUUCCUGCUUUUGGUAAACUAUCUGGAGCUCCCAAGAAAAAUACUGGAUCUAAGGAAGUUCUUCGUUUGGGUGAACCAUUUAGAGCUCCUGAGAAGAAUAUUGGGUCUAUUUUUAGAUAUUCUACGACUAGCGAUGGCUCUAAACCAGCUAACGAUUCUUCUUUUGCAUCUUGGAAUCCCAAGAGUCAUCUUGGAACUACUAAGAGGACUUCUAAUGAUGACUCUAUAGAUGCAACCAAAGUUCCUCCUUUUGGUAAUCCGUUUGGCCCUGUCCGUGAAUCUGAUGACGUUCCUCCCGAUCCCGACAGCCUUCGCAACGGAUCAUAUUUCUACCCUAAUGGAGAUAGCAUACACGAAGGACCUGAUGGAAGCGUUACCAGAAGAUAUCAUGAUGGCACCGUUAUCGAGACAGGUUCAGAUGGAAUCUCUGUUUAA